CAAUUCUUGUACAUACGCGGAUCUCAUUUCGAUGCAAUUAUGCAUCUCUCGAUUGUGUUAGUAACGGUGUUUACCGUUAAAGUUCGCGCCAAUCUUUUGCAAGAAUGUGCGAAGUUAUAUAAUCCGGGGAAUUACAUGGAUCGCUUCCCCUCUUUGAAAUUGCCCUAUCUAGGGGACGUUCCGAUUCCGAACAACAUGCCUUCGAUUAAGCCUUCCCCGGUGGCAAAAACUAAGGCAAUCAAAGUCGUGACUACGUACAUUUACAAGAAUCCAGUGUGUAUUAAAUAUAAUAAGAAAAAAGGGAUGUGUAAACAGGAUAAUUCUGUUAAACAUAAAGGGAAUUAUGAACAGUUGGUUACUAAGGAAUAUUUCGUUAAAGAUAGGAAAGCCAAAGGUUCUUUGGAGAAUAAUAGGCAUAGGAGAGAGUUUGAUGAAGAUGAUAAUGAGGAUAUUAAUGACAGUGAUAAAUAUAGUUCUUUAGAAAAUAGUUCAGAUAAUUUAGAAAAUAAUUCAGAAAUGAGUCCCCCUCCAGUAGAUUAUCAAAUGCUUAGAUUAUAUUUAGAUUCUAUUCCUUCAUUCGAUGGUAAUCCUCAUAUUUUAAGUAUUUUUAUCGAAAAUUGUGAAAGUUUGAUAUCAGUUUUUGCCAGUCCAAAUAAUCUUGCUUUAAAUUCAUUUUUAUUAAAAGCUAUAAUUGGCAAACUCUCAGGGAGAGCCCAAAGAUUAAUUGGUUCCCGAACAGAGCUUAAAACAUGGGUUGAUGUUAAAAACUCAUUAAACCUCAGUUUUGGAGAUCAACGUAAUAUAGAUUGCUUAGUUCAAGAUUUAAUAAAUUUGCGUCCUUUAAAAAAUGAAAGCCCCUAUAAUUUUGGCAUGAGAUGUCAAGAUUCCAGGAGUCUUAUUAUUUCAAAAUUAAAUUCUUUAAAUUUACACGAUAAUGAACGCGCAAUCAGACUUUCAAAUUAUGAUGAUUUGGCACUAAAAACAUAUAUUCGAGGACUACCAUUACCUAUUCAAACAAACGUUAGAUUAAGAGUACCUGAUAGUUUAGAAAAAGCUAUGAGUUUAGUUAUAGAAGAAGAAAAUUUCUUGUAUUCCACUCAAAAAUCAAAUAAUAUAAAUUCAAAUUCAUCAUUUAAACCUAAUUUAAGAAUCACCCCUGCCAUAAAUCCAAAUUAUAGAGCCCAUUCAACAUUUAACCCAAAUUUUAGUAAUUUAAAUUCUCAUCAACCACUUCCACAAUUGCCUCGUCCUACAUUUCAACCAAAUUUUAUGCCAAGAGCACCUUUUCUAAAUCAUUCUCAAUUUAGACCAAAUAACAAUUUCCCUACCCAACGUCACCCAUUUUUCCAAAAUCAAAACAAUAAUCAAAUGAAACCCCGUACUUUUAAUCAACCACAAAUUAAUAAUCAAAAUUAUUCUCAAAAUUCCAAACCUGAACCUAUGGAUACAUCUUCAGGUAAUACUAGAAUUCAUCCAAAACAACAAUUUACUUCUACAGAACUUUUUAAUCAAAAUAUUAACUGCCUUUAUCAAAAUCAACCAUUUGAAAAUUCAUACAACCCUCAACAAUUUGAAAAUCCAUAUCAGUAUCAACAAUUUGAACAAUAUGAAAAUCAAUACGACUGUCACGAUAAUCAAAAUUUAUACCAUACGCAAAUAGACAAUGACAUUGACCCUUAUUCUUAUUCUCCUGCAAUUCAAUACUCCUAUGAUAAUAAUUUCUCGACACUUGUAAAUGAUAACACUACAUAUUCCCAUAGUAAUGACUUAUGUACAAAUCCCACACUCUCAGCUGAUGCAAAUAACCCGAGUCAGGAUUUUAUCCAGGCGCCGAGUUCCAGCAAUCCGACAUAA
This is a messenger RNA of Psylliodes chrysocephalus, 1854 nucleotides long. The record is from the annotation of a GenBank genome assembly. NCBI's taxonomy places the organism in Eukaryota, Metazoa, Arthropoda, Insecta, Coleoptera, Chrysomelidae.